Messenger RNA from Alosa alosa (allis shad), 2599 nucleotides. It is a transcript of the gene cdkn1d, whose product is annotated as cyclin-dependent kinase inhibitor 1D. The record is from RefSeq and is a predicted model, not a curated record. Gene Ontology annotation, molecular function: cyclin-dependent protein serine/threonine kinase inhibitor activity. Bases 560 to 1093 code for a protein of 177 amino acids. The transcript is spliced from 3 exons. Gene Ontology annotation, biological process: signal transduction by p53 class mediator; regulation of mitotic cell cycle. NCBI's taxonomy places the organism in Eukaryota, Metazoa, Chordata, Actinopteri, Clupeiformes, Clupeidae. Gene Ontology annotation, cellular component: nucleus.
CGGGCCGUGUGCGUAUGUGCGUAGGCUACAGGCAGCGCUAGAGAGUGAGUCCCCACAGUUCAAUACAACCUCAGCAGGCAACAGGCGUCCGUGCGCGGAGCUUAAUUGCACUGGACCUGAUACCGAGCGUGUAAUGGUGACUCAAAACUAAGACAGUUCCGAAGUAUUCAGACAACCUUCUUCAACAGCAAGGCGCAAGAGACUGCAGCAUAAAGGAAUCAUUCUUCGGAUAAUCCGCGGAUGCUGCGUUGGGCGUUGCUGUUGUUGUUCCAGUGACCCAGCCUUCAAUACCAAUUGUUCUGCUAUUUAUCGCGUGGUAAUCCUUUACGGUGGGAUGUCCCACGCUUCCCGACAUCCAAAACAAACCUGUUUGGGAUUAAGUAGGCAAUAUUACGAGCUAGUUCGUCUGCGUUCGGCAGCAUCACUGAGUUUGAGUGCUGGUUGUUUACGAGGUGUACCUGCACAAACGACUUCACGAUUUACGUGAACUUCACGCACACUUCCUCGAGUUACCUGUCAACCUGCAAAUACUAUCCACGAGCUUCAGAGUGACCGACUCAUGGCCAUGGCUCUAUCUGAGCGGGACGCUGAAGUUCCUAUGGAGGAGACCAGGGGGCGCUGUGGCGUGCGGCGGAAUCUCUUCGGCCCCGUCGACCACCAGCAGCUUGAGCAGGAAUUCCAGCGCCUGCUGUGCAUGACCGUUGACACGGCAACGCGCCGCUGGGACUUUGACUUCCUGUCUGAUCGCCCCUCCCCCGGCUCCACCCUGCAGUGGGAGGAGCUGCGAUGCCAGGAUGUGCCAGCGUUCUACCACAGCCGAGUGGUGAAGAGGGCAGGAAGUGGGCGCUGGAGGAGUGAGGUGGGCACCUCCUCCUCUUCCUCCUCCACCUCCUCCUCCUCCUCCUCCUCUCCCACCCACUCCUCCAGCGAGGGGAACGCCAGUCCUCCCCUGUGGAACAGCAGGGCCAUGAAGAGGAGCUUCAGCGCACUCAGCGUUGCCAUGGCACCCAAACACAAACAGGCCACCAUUACAGACUUCUUCACGGUGAGGAAGAGGAGGCGCCUGCAUCACAAGUCCAUGUCACGUCAGUAGGAGGAGCUAGGCAACAGGAGGAGUGGCUUAGCCUCACCAUAGCAAUGGAAGAAAUGGACAUAAAGACUUGAGUGGACUCCUUGUUUGAGCAGAUUCACUUCCUGUCUGAAUGAACUCACUUCCUGUCUACACUGUCAGACACGCCCUCAUCCUCUUCUGAUGUCAUCAGACUCUUCUCUGGCUUAUUUGGUGCAUAAGCAAAGCAUCUGAUAUACUGUGAAACCAAUAAUGCACUCGUAACGUAAACAACCCUCCCCCCUCAAACUACGCUCAUUGCCCCAAACUACCCCUCACCCCUCAAACUACCCCCUCACGCCCCAAACUACGCUCAUUGCCCCACUGUAAACCAGACAACUUAAGCUCCAACCUCAGUGACCUUCGGUAAACAUCUCCCCCUGACCCCUGACCUUUGCCAAAUAUUAGCAGAGGGCCGACGCUCAGUCUCAGAUAGGAGGCCCGCAGGUCAGCAACGUUAUUCUUCUGUGUGUGUGUGCGUGUGUGUGUAAGAAUGACAGCAGGAACUGGGGGGCAGAGGUCACUAGUCACCCUUCUCACCUCUAACAAUCCACUGCACUCUGCUGUCUUUUAUUUAUUUAAUGCUGCUUCAUUUCUUUUGCGGUACUUCAGAUCUGUAACCUGGCCAUCUGUUCAGCUCCAGCAGCUCAAAACGCAAAUGUGGACCAUGAGUACGUAUGUGUACUGUUUAGCUAGUAUGUACAGUAUGUGCACUCUUUAGCGAGUAUGUACAGUAUGUGCACUCUUUAGCUAGUAUGUACAGUAUGUGUACUCUUUAGCUAGUAUAAUCUUCAGUCUUUGGUCGUUUCUCAUCAGAAUAUUGAGUUUAUGGCUUCUGAAGCCGUUUUCUUUUGACGAUGUAGCAAUGUCUGUCCCACGUUUGUCAGCUUUAAGGUAAUCAUACUAAUGAUGUCGCAUAAAGCUAAUAUCAUUGCUAGUGAUGUAGCAGAAAGCUAAUCAUUGCUAGUGAUGUAGCAGAAAGCUAAUAAUUGCUAGUGAUGUAGCAGAAAGCUAAUAAUUGCUAACGGUGUAGCAUAAAGCUAAUAACUGCUAGUGAUGUAGCAUAAAGCGAAUCAUUGCUAAUGAUGUAGCAUAUGCUAUGUAGCAUAGCAAGUGUUUCUAUAUGAAGGGAAUGGCUUUGGGUGUUCUGCUCGGUAGCUGUGUGAAACUGUUUUGGUGUGUGUGUGAGAGAGAACCUUUACUUCUAAGGCAGCUGAAAUAGUUGACCAAAGCAUGGAGCAUUGCUCUUGUAGUUCUGUGCACUGCUCUUAGCCCUGAGACAUAUUCAAAAAAAUGUAAAUUCUGAAUUUCAUGUGAAUCUCUCUCUCCCCCCCCGUCCGCCCUCGGAACUGUCUACCUCACCCUUGGCUCUCUCUUCCUUUUCUUUCAUCACCCACAGACCCAGACCAAACCUCUUCUGCACUAACCUACAGACCCAGACCAAACCUCUUCUGCACUAACCUACAGACCCAGACCAAACCUCUUCUGCAC